Phycomyces blakesleeanus NRRL 1555(-) is the source of this 1074-nucleotide messenger RNA. RefSeq lists its product as hypothetical. The transcript is spliced from 4 exons. NCBI's taxonomy places the organism in Eukaryota, Fungi, Mucoromycota, Mucoromycetes, Mucorales, Phycomycetaceae. The coding region runs from base 1 to 1074 and encodes 357 amino acids. The record is from RefSeq and is a predicted model, not a curated record.
AUGAACUCUCCUGCUGAUUUGACCCCUAUUCCUGAGAAGGCUACCUUAUCCCCCAUGUCUGCGGAUGAACUAUUCUCUGACUUGAGUGAGCCCAUUUUCUUUCCGGACGCUGCCUCUGGUUUUGGUUUCAUUUCUGGUUCUGAUUCUCCUUCCAUUGGUAGAGAAGUAGCAACUGCAUCGAGGAGUGAGCACACAAGAUUGGCAGUCACUAACCUUGAAAAGUGCAGUGUGAUGCUUGCCUCUCCUAAUACAAACACAGAGAGAGCUGACCGUGAAGAAGAGUUGACACUCAGCAGAAGAGAUCUUCCCAAAUUUCAAUUGGCCUCUAGUACUAUUAAGCCCUUUUCAAAUGAAGAGAAGAAUUUCUUGCCACUUUGUCUGUCUUACACUGAUGAUGGAUGGGUAGAGAUGGAUUUUAAAAAGUGUAUUGAUGGAAAGGCAGCAAAAUCAUGCUUCAACAAAAGACAUGGUUCCAGCUUGGUGUCUCGACAAUUUACAAACCAGGUCUUUACAAUGAUGAUGAAAAACACUGAGUCCAUUGGCGAUUACUUGAAGAAGUUUCCCUGUGCAGUUUACAAUGCUGGUUUACCCAAAGACAAUGCUUACAUUGCUAAUCGCUUUCUUGCCUUGCUGAUCUUAUCAGUGCAAACACUGGUAAGAGUUAUCAUGGCCCACUCUGGUUACAAUGGGGAGUCCAAACGUGAUUGGACUGUAGAGCAGGUCACGCAGAUUAGUAGAUACAUUCUUGCAGAUAAUAACAGAGUCUAUUCUAAGACGACCCAAUUGAUUCUUAGUUCCUGUGGGCAACCUGAGAAGAAUAAUGAGGAACAUUCCAGAAAGAAGCUUCACCACUCCAACAAGAUAACCAAGCAUAAGAAGAUAUUAUUCUGCUCACACCAUGAAAAGAAUCCUACCCAUGACAAAAACAAUGAGCCAAUUCUCAUGGUAUCUCAGUCUUCUGCAAAGGAUAAGUUUGAGCAGACGCUCAAGACGAUUCAGAACAGAAUUGAUGAAGACAUGGAGGAAAUAUCAUUGGAAUGUAAAUAUCUACUUGACAGAGUUGAGAAGAAUUAA